CUAUUCCUUUCCUUCCCCCUCACUUCUUCUUCCUCCUCCUCCACUCCGCUCUGCUCUCCUCACUCCUCUCUUCUCCAUCCAACGCCUCAAUCUCAUAGCCAUAGCCAUAGCCAUACAUACAAACAUAGGGAGAGGGAGUAUCUACGCUUCUUUAUCAUUGGUGCUAGCUCUUCUCGUCGAGAAAGCACACAAAGCAGCGUGCUUGUACCGGUUGUAUGCCUGCUUGGUCAGCGAGGGGGCUGCUGGUGGUGGUCGCGCUUAGUCAGCGGUGGUGGCAUAGCUGACUGCGCCCGGCGAUGUCGGGAGCUGACCGGCUAAGCAUCCGCGCGGCGGCGCUGGCGCUCGAUGACGGUGGGAGGGACAAGCCGGACACAAAGCAGGAUGUUUUCGCGGAUCUUGGCUCGCCGGUGUCGCCGCUGCGGCUGCGGCCGGGCGCUGCGGCCACGCCCUCGUCGUCCUCGUCGUCCGCUGGCUCGGCCAAGUCGCCCGCGCUGUGCAAUGCUGCCGGUGGGGUCGGUAGGGGAGGAGGCCCGGGGAGCCACUCGGGCGAGCUGGUGGCGGAAGGUAACCCGCCGCGGCCGCCGGGGCACCGCCGCUCCGGAUCUGGGCCUCUGAUUUUCUCCGGCGGAAGCAGCAGCGCCGGGAGCGGAGGAGGCGGUUGCGGUGGCGGGAGCACGGCGAGCUCGCCGCUGACCAAUGCGUUGCCCACAGGUAACAUCUGCCCGGCCGGCCGCGUCGCGAGCGCGGCGCCUGCGCCGCCCAGACGCGCCCGCCCCGACGUGCUUGGAUCCGGCACCGGCCACUAUGGCCAUGGCAGCAUCAUGAGGGGCGGUGGCGGCAUGGCUCCCGCAAGAUGCAGCAUUGACGCCAGUCCGUUCCACGGCAACUUGUCGAGGUCGGCGGCGAGCUGCCCGGCACCGCAAGGCAGUAGCGGGAGUCUGCAGGAGUUGACCCGGGCCGGGAACGAGUGGUACAAGAAGGGCCACUACGGCGAGGCGCUGCGGCACUACGACCAGGCCGUGGCGCUCUGUCCGGACAGCGCCGCGUGCCGCAGCAACCGCGCCGCCGCGCUCAUUGGGCUCGGCCGCCUCGCCGAAGCGCUCCGCGAGUGCGAGGAGGCCAUCCGCCGUGACCCGGCGAGCGGCCGCGCGCACAGUCGCCUCGCCGCGCUAUGCCUCCGGUUUGGGAUGGUUGAGAGGGCAAGGAAGCACUUUAUGUUAGCUGGGCAAGCAAAUCAGUCAGACUCUGCUGAAUUUCAAAGGCUCCAAGAGAUGGAAAGACAUCUGGGGAGAUGCAUGGAUGCAAGGAAAACCGGAGACUGGAAAAGCGCGCUAAGGGAAGCAGAUGCAGCCAUUGCCAAUGGAGCAGAUUCCUCUCAACUGCUUCUUGCCUUGAGGUCAGAAGCACUUCUCCGGCUCAACAAACUAGAGGAGGCUGAUUCAACUAUUACAAGCUUGUUGAAACUGGACAGCGCAUCACUAUCGUCAAUGUCAACUAAACUAUCAGGCAUGGUAGCUGAUUCUUAUGUUCAUGUUGUCCAAGCCCAGGUCAACAUGGCUUUUGGAAGGUUUGACACAGCCAUUACCAUGGCGGAGAAGGCUAGGAUUAUCGAUCCUGGAAAUACGGAGGUUGGAAGGAUUACAAAUAACAUUAGGUUAGUUGCACAAGCUCGAGGACAGGGAAAUGAGCUUUUUAAGGCAGGCAAAUUUGCUGAGGCAUCUAUAGCCUAUGGUGAAGGGCUCAAAUAUGAGCCCUCAAAUCCAGUAUUGUACUGCAAUCGAGCAGCUUGCUGGUCAAAGUUAGGCCAUUGGGUGAAAUCUGUUGAAGAUUGCAAUGAGGCCCUGAAAAUUCAACCUGGUUACACAAAGGCUCUCUUGAGACGUGCAGCAUCCUACGCAAAGCUUGAGCGCUGGGCUGAUUGUGUGCGGGACUAUGAGGUGCUACGUAAGGAGCUUCCUAGUGACACAGAGGUUGCAGAGUCAUUGUUCCACGCUCAAGUUGCACUGAAGACAGCACGCGGUGAGGAGGUAGCAAAUAUGAAGUUUGGAGGAGAGGUUGAGACAGUUACCAGCAUAGAGCAACUCCGAGAUGCUAUACAUUCACCUGGAGUAUCUGUUGUUUACUUCAUGGCAACGAUGAAUCCACAGUGUCAACAGAUUACCCCAUCUGUGGACUCUCUGUGCUCCGAGUGCCCUUCAGUGAAUUUUCUUAAGGUAAAUGUUGAUGACAGUCCUAUGGUAGCGAGAAUGGAGAAUGUGCGCAUAGUCCCGACCUUCAAGAUAUACAAGGACGGUGCAAGAGUGAAGGAGAUGAUCUGCCCCAGCUUACACAUCCUGCGCUAUUCAGUCAAGCAUUAUGCUGUCUCCAGUUCUUGAGAUGCAGGCAUGCUUGUUGUUAGAGAGAAAUAAGGGGCUGCAGAUUGGUUCUUUUUUCAUUACAUGUACAUAUACCAUAUAGCAAAAACAUGAAACCAAUUGGAAGAUUAAUUCUAUGGAGGAAUGGUGGUACCACUUUGCAGUGGACAGAAGUACAGUGCUAGUUGCCAUUGUAGAGAGAAGAUAGAUGAAGAAAGACAAUGUAAUUGGUAGGGAGGUAACGAGGGAGGUUGUUGAUUUCUCUUGCAUAUGUAUGCCUCUGGUGUGUCUGUGGUGCUGAUACAUAUACUACUUGCUGACAUUUUUAUGAAUAAAAAUAGCCCGACAUUCUUUCUUA
This is a messenger RNA of Oryza brachyantha (malo sina), 2712 nucleotides long. Its product is annotated as TPR repeat-containing thioredoxin TTL1-like. The record is from RefSeq and is a predicted model, not a curated record. Gene Ontology annotation, cellular component: cytoplasm. Gene Ontology annotation, molecular function: protein binding. The transcript has 8 exons. NCBI's taxonomy places the organism in Eukaryota, Viridiplantae, Streptophyta, Magnoliopsida, Poales, Poaceae. The coding region runs from base 297 to 2375 and encodes 692 amino acids.